Linum tenue is the source of this 1287-nucleotide messenger RNA. The record is from the annotation of a GenBank genome assembly. Lineage: Eukaryota; Viridiplantae; Streptophyta; Magnoliopsida; Malpighiales; Linaceae.
AUGUCAUUGGUGAGUAUUGAAGAACAAGGAUCAGGAGGAGUAGAUUCUUCAUCCAUCAAUGAUACCAAAGGGUCUCAAGAAGCGUCUGUUAAGAACAGUUCGGUUUCAGGAAAAGUCAGUGACGGAGCUAGCAGUCUUGGAAAGACUAGCGGGAGCACAAAAAUUGAGUAUGUGGAGAGUGGGAAGAGCAGCAUGUGCAGAGGCAGCACGAGCAGUGACAUCAGCGAUGAGAGCACGUGUAGCAGCUUUAGCAGCAGCAUCAGCAAGCCUCACAAGGCAAAUGAUUUAAGGUGGGAAGCCAUCCAGGCUGUUAGGACGAGGGAUGGUGCUUUGGGUUUGAAUCACUUUAGAUUGCUGAAAAGGUUAGGCUGUGGCGAUAUUGGAAGUGUGUAUUUAUCUGAGUUGAGUGGGACCAAGUGUUAUUUUGCUAUGAAGGUGAUGGACAAGGGCUCCCUUGCAAGCCGUAAGAAGCUGCUUAGGGCUCAGACAGAGAGAGAGAUACUACAAUCUCUGGACCAUCCAUUCCUUCCUUCACUUUAUACUCACUUUGAGACGGAGAAGUUUUCUUGUUUGGUCAUGGAGUUCUGCCCUGGUGGUGGUGACUUGCACACCCUCAGGCAGAGGCAGCCCGGGAAGCAUUUCACUGAGCAUGCAGUAAAGUUCUACCUGGCAGAGGUCUUAUUAGCAAUGGAGUAUCUCCACAUGCUGGGAAUCAUCUACCGCGAUCUCAAGCCCGAGAAUGUAUUGGUGAGAGAUGAUGGUCACAUAAUGCUCUCCGACUUCGACCUUUCCCUCCGUUGUGCUGUUAGCCCAACUCUCGUCAAAGGCACGCCUCUCGAGGGAGCCGACCCACUACGAAAGAACACAGUCUACUGUGUCCAGCCAGCCUGCAUUCAACCACCAGCCUGCAUCCAACCAUCCUGCGUGGGGCCUACGACAUGCUUCUCGCCUCGUCUCUUCUCCAGCAAGUCAAAAAAGGAGAGGAAACCGAAAAACAAUCUUGGAAACCAGGUCAGCCCUUUACCUGAAUUGAUUGCUGAGCCUACCGAGGCCAGAUCAAUGUCAUUCGUCGGGACCCACGAGUAUUUAGCUCCCGAGAUCAUCAAGGGAGAAGGCCAUGGAAGUGCUGUUGACUGGUGGACUUUUGGUAUCUUUCUCUACGAGCUCCUAUUUGGUAAGACACCAUUCAAGGGGUCUGGAAACCGAGCUACAUUGUUCAAUGUGGUGGGAAGCCUCUCCGGUUUCCUGAAGCGCCAGUGGUCAGCUUUGCAGCGAGGGAUCUCAUAA